Molecule: messenger RNA, 630 nt
Organism: Colletotrichum fioriniae
Lineage: Eukaryota; Fungi; Ascomycota; Sordariomycetes; Glomerellales; Glomerellaceae
Source: RefSeq, a predicted model, not a curated record
AUGCUGUUGCACGUUUACUUUCACGCCGUGGUAACCGAUCUAUUCCGACCUUUCCUCGCAACAGAAUACAAAUCGCGACGCCUAUACUCCUUCACCACACAGUACGCCACUCCUGAAGCAGUCUAUGCAUCGUCCGUUACACAGCUCAAGCGACUGCUCCUGCUUUAUCGCCUGGGGAACAAGAACGCGAAUUAUUCCGUCCUAUGGCAGACUGCAGUCGUCUACGUCGCCAACGCCAUGAUCCAAGAGGGGGGAUUAUCACUACGGGCUGAUGGUCAACCCGGCAAUGAGUGGAAAUUCUACUUGGACGUCUGCCUCGCAGGCCUGGAGGACCUGUACGCGUCGUUCCCUGUCUUUGGGUCAAUCGCCCAGGGCAUGGUCGGUAUGGCGCUGCGACACUCGGCGAUACAAACAAACAAGGCUACCCGCGUACUGGCGCAGCUCGAUGAUAUUGAACGUCGGCACGCAUCUCUCAAGGGCAUGACGGACAAGACGGAGGCGAGGUGGAUCAUCGAUUUGGACCUGGCAACGACUGAUUUCGAGGGGGCUCAAGCCCGUAACCUCAUCGAAGAGCUUCAGAAGUUGAUGGUUGAGCAGACCGAGUCCGAGAAUGUGGGUGACGAGGGCUAA